Spodoptera litura is the source of this 667-nucleotide messenger RNA. RefSeq lists its product as uncharacterized. The record is from RefSeq and is a predicted model, not a curated record. Lineage: Eukaryota; Metazoa; Arthropoda; Insecta; Lepidoptera; Noctuidae.
AGCGAGAACAAUCUCAGUAUCUACUGGCAUCUACGAAUAUCGAAGCGAUGAAGUUAAUUGUGACAUUACUUCUGGUCGUGGCGCUCGUGGAUCUAUUCCAUUGUACACCAACGGAUCGCAAAGCUGAUUAUGUAAUAGACAAUAGCAGUUCUAAAGAUCCUGAAGAUAAACCUGUACCAAGUUCAGUCACAGAGAAAUGGGAAGUGGCUGGGUCAGCCGCGAAAGUUGUCAAUCUCGAUGAUUCUGUACCCGUGAAAACACACGAAGAAGCUAAGAGUCCGGUCGCGACUGCGGAACCUACCACUUCUAACGGCUUUCUUAGUUCUUCAAACACUGAAAAUACGAGCAGUCCAAAAUACCAUCCUCAACAACAGAAACCACACCCUCAGUUAUACUCACAAGAAAACCCUCAGUUAUACCCACAAAUCCCUGAUACAUAUUUUGUAUACCCAGUAGCAUAUCCUCAACCAUACCUCCAGCAGUAUACUCCAGUUGUUGAAUAUUCUCAACUGAAUCAAGCCCCUGGAAUUCCAAGGUACUCUGUUCUAGUGCUAUAAGCUGCCACAGAACAAUAGAACUAAACAAUAAGGCAAAAACUUUGAAUUUCUAUCGACUUUGGUGUCUUCGAUUUACUUGGUGUUAUUGUUCAAUAAAUGUUUGAAACUUA